AUGUGGGCAAUACUAGCUCUCAAUGUAAUUGAAAUUGUGUACUCACUGGGCACUAAGGCUCGAGCAUGCACGAAUUUUGACAGUGAUGUUACCAUCCAGUCUGUCAGUGCUAAGAAUCUGGGCGACACUUGGCGCGUUAGGGUCUUCACCGAGAAGGCCUGUGGUGGUACUGGCGAGAACAUCGAUCACACCCAGGAUAUCUGUAUUAAGCCAGGUAUCUGGAAGGACCAGAACGAGUGGAAGUCCUACAAGAUAUGGAAGCUAACAACGUUCAAGGUUGUCAAAAUCUAA
Molecule: messenger RNA, 291 nt
Organism: Penicillium malachiteum
Lineage: Eukaryota; Fungi; Ascomycota; Eurotiomycetes; Eurotiales; Aspergillaceae
Exons: 3
Coding region: 1-291 (96 amino acids)
Source: RefSeq, a predicted model, not a curated record